Lytechinus pictus (painted urchin) is the source of this 2012-nucleotide messenger RNA. Its product is annotated as LRP chaperone MESD-like. Bases 16 to 624 code for a protein of 202 amino acids. Gene Ontology annotation, biological process: protein folding. NCBI's taxonomy places the organism in Eukaryota, Metazoa, Echinodermata, Echinoidea, Temnopleuroida, Toxopneustidae. The transcript has 3 exons. The record is from RefSeq and is a predicted model, not a curated record.
UGUAGAGUGCUGUGAAUGACCAUUUCCUUGUUUGUUAUCAUUCCUCAGGAAGAUGAAGAGAAAGAUCCCGAUGACUUGAUGGAACAUGAACGACCAGCACCAAAAAUCGACUUCUCCAAGAUGGAUGCCAAAAAUCCUGAGAGCAUUCUUCAGAUGAGCAAGAAGGGCAAGACCUUGAUGAUGUUUGUGACCGUUUCCGGUGACCCUACUCAGGAGGAAGCAGAAACUAUCACCCAACGAUGGCAGGAUCAACUUUUUAAUGCAAAUUUUCAACUCCAGAGGUAUAUGGUAGACAGCAACAGGGCUAUCUUUCUCCUUAAGGAUGGCGCCCUCGCUUGGGAGAUGAAAAACUUCCUCAUCGACCAGGAUCGUUGCUAUGAGGUAACUAUCGACAACAAGAGCUACUAUGGCAAGGGCUCUGGAAGGAUGGAUGAAAACACUCCUGCUGGUGCGAAGAAAGAUUCCAAGAGUAAGACAAAGAAAGGAAAGGGAAAGAAGAAGGAAAAAAUUAAGGUUGAAAAUAAUAAGACAGAAUUAAUGGCAUUGUCCUUCAGUAAUUACUUGACAAGAAAAUUUAGCCUACAUAUAUGUUCCACACUUGUGUUUUAUUACAUCUCUGUUUAAAACUUUAAAAUGUAGAUUUGUAAUAUGUGCUAGUGAUUACAGGUAGAUAAAAAUGCCCCAAACCUUUCACACUGUUAGUUUUUAUAUAUUUUUUAAAUGUUUUUAUACUGAGAAGUUUGCGUAAUCAGAUGAAUAUUGAAAAGAGAUUAUUGCCACAUUUUUCAACCCAUACUAUACCAGAGUUUUAGACCAUGGUUUAUGAAGCAUGCAUGUUUGUUCUGUUUUUUGUCAGGUCUUGACGAAAUUGAUUUUAAUUGGGGGAUAUUUGAUUUCAUUUUGUUGUUCAAACUUAAAUGAUAUAUUUGUUGGACUGGCAUUUUACACAAAAUUCAGUUCAAAAUAUUGGUCAUGACUCAUAUGAGUAUUAAGUUAUUAUUCAUCCAUGGUUUCUUAUUAGAGGAAUGGUAUUACACUAACACUACUUAAAAUUGUAUACUGCCAUCUUCAAUUCUGCUAGCAAUACUGUGAUGCAUUGAUUUUUGCCAUCAUGCAUCAGUGUCUGUAUGGCAUACAUAUAUAACACUAAUAACAAGAGGUGACAGUCUGUGGUAUAUGCAAUUGAGCUUGAAAACUAGGUGGGAGGAUCUAAGGAGAUUUAUCAGAAUGGGGUUAAAUGAUAUGAUUGCUCAGGGAAUAAUUUUGCUGGACAAAUUUGAAUAGCAUUUUUGGUCAUAAGAGAAAAGCUCUCAACUAUUAUAAUGUACAGUCCUAUGUAAAAAUAUGCUAUUCAAAAGACUUUAUGCAUAGCAGUCUUUCAAAAAUGUGGAGCGAAUUGCGAUGCGAUACGAGGAAAAUUAUUCCCUGUUGCUCAUUUGUAAGAGUUGCUUAUUUGUCAUUGAAUUUUUUUAAUAUGGUAAUGUUUUCAUGAAAUUCAUGGAUCAAAGCAUACAUGUGUAAUGCUUAUAUCAUCAUCUUGCAUCAAAUUUUCUUUUGGAACUGUCAGUUUUUGUAUACCGUUCAGAUAUUGUUCUUUUUUUUCUACAUACAUUCUGUUACAUGUAACUUAUUAUUUUGUGCAAUAGAAGCCAUAAUUUACAUGCACUUAUUUAAAAACUUUAUGCAAUUUUUUCUUGAUCCUGAAAGACUGAUUAAUUCUUUGAAUUCAAGAGAUCAUGUACCAUUGUACAAUAUCAUGCCUUUAGAUGUUGUAUAAUAAUGUCUCCAAUCUUAAAACCUUUUCUUUUACUUUAUUGCUUUUCUAUCCAGUGGGAUUUUUUUCAAGAUUUUAUCAUAUGAUGCUAAUUGUUCUGAAUUCAUUAACUCUUUCAUGAUUGUCAUAAUAAAGUAUUUAUUGUUAACGAAUUAUAAGAUGGAUUCAUGUUCUCUUGGUGUCUUGUUACAAAAAGGAAUAAACUUUCUUUCGAUUUACAUGCACAUAAACAGUGUUU